UGGAACGCUGCAAUGCGCGCUCCCGCUCGGCCGCGAGCAUUCCACUCCACUGAGAAGAACCUAGCCUCUCUAGGAAAAGGAAAAAAGCAAUCCCCCACUACUAAAACUCGCCUCUCUUUCAACCCGGAAGAGGAAGCGGCGUUUGGUGCCUUUUGACACCGGGAGUGGGGGGAGGCAGAGGUAACAGUGAAAGGGGAGGAGGCGGGGCAAGAGAGAGAGAGAGAGAGAAAGAAAGAAAGAAGCCCGAUGGAGGCUGCCAAGAAACAUGAAAGCAGAUACAAGUCCUACUCCAAAAACAACUUCUAACAUGAGAUACAGUGGAGUUUGCUUUUCGUGUGGAUGCAAAGGCUGACAAGAAAGAUGUUUGAACGGAAUAAACAAGCUGAUGGAGCCUCUGCUGCUUCAGCACAAGGUAUAGAAAGAAAAGGUAAUGAAGACUCUUUACGGCAGGAAAGCAAUAGUGGUUUAAGCAUACAAGGACCAGAGCUGGCAAGGCCUGGGUUACCAGUUAUGCAGAACAGGCAGGGCUAUUGCAACUGCUGCCAUGUGCACUACAGUAAUCUUGAACAGCAUGUCUCCAGUUCCCAGCACAGACAUUUUGCCACUUACUGUAGGAAUCGUAUGGGUACAACUAGCUUGAUGGAGCGUUUCCUGCAAGAUGUUUUGCAGCAUCAUCCCUACAGUUACGACGACAACAGACCGACUUAUGAUGACAUGCCAUUCACCAGCUCCCAGCUUCCUGGAGAUGAGGCUCUUCUUUCAUUAGAUGUAAUGGAAAAAGAGAGAACUGCAAGCAGAGAGGAAGAGCCAAACAGUGACAGUGGAUUCACUGCUGAGUCAGGCUGCCUUGUUACUCAGAGAUCACAGGAAGAACUGAGGAAGGCUUCUAUGGCAGUCACACCUCUAAAGAAGCUGGAAGGAGGACAAGAACACAGUCUAGGAAAUUCAGAAAAGCCUUUGGCGAUCCCUUGCAGUACAAAAGACAUUGUUCCAGUGGAAGGUGCUCUGUCCGAAAGUAGUAAUCAUAAAGUCUCAUUUACAUCUGUGAACCUCUUAACUGAUCCAGUAUCCGUUAACCACUCUCCAUCCACUCCACAUAGACUUUCAAAAAAUAUUCAGUAUCCAGUAGUACCAGAAUCUGUUUCCAGUAACAGAUGUGAACAGAGUAACCAUGACAUAUGCAAUGAAGAGGGAGUAUUCAAUCCAAGUUUGAAUGUUGUUUUAAAGUCAACACAGUCAAAAACUGUUCCACUUUCACAAGAGAGUCCUGUCUGUAAUCAAGGCAACUCUUUAAUCUCAGGUCAGCUUUUUUUGAAACAAGAUGACUUGCAACCUCAGGAUGAAACUCAGAUUUCUGACGUCAGUCUCAGGAACACCAGCAAUCCUGUGGGUACCAGUAGUUCCCCGGCUUUUCAAGCAGAUUCCCAAGUGUCAGGAAAUAAAGAAAGUAAGUUGGAUGGAAAUGCUGAAAUUGUAGGUGAAACAUCUGAAGAAAUCCUUCUGAAAUGUUGUGAUAAAACUGCCCCCAGCGAGUUGCCUUCCAGAGAUGAUGAUACUAAUUCCUGUGUAAAUAUUCUGACACUUCUUGAUCACAAUAGUGCACAUGGUUCAGACAUAAGUUUUGAUUGUGAUGCAGCUGUUCCAGCUGUUCAAUCAGGAACAGUCCUGCCCAAAGCAACAGUUAAAAGUUUAGAACUCCUCAAAGAGGUUCAAGUAAAUCUCCAAGAUGAGAACUAUGGUACCCAGCUCAGUUCCAUUCUUAAGAGUGGCUCACUGCAGCAGGAAACAGAAGCAGUCAAAGAUGUGUCGGCUCAGAAGAAUGAACCAGUCCUUCCAGCUCUACCCCAUGUGCCUCCUUCCUUUGUAGGAAAGACGUGGUCCCAGAUCAUGUAUGAAGAUGAUAUGAAAAUUGAAGCCCUAGUGCGGGAUUUCAGGGAAGGUCGCUUCCGCUGUCACUUUGAUUCUGAGUCCUUGGCUAAUUGUGCAAAGAGGAGGGCUAGAAAGAAAAAGCAGGAGGAAGGAGGAAUCAGUGCAGAUGCAGCUAACGAAACAGAGGCUGUGUCAGCAAAAGGGCUUCCAGAAUUUACUGAUGUGUUAAGUGUUGCCUCUGACUUCAGCAACCCAUCUGUAAUCUCAGAAACACAACCUGUUCCAGAAACAUCAAAGAGACCUAAAAAAAGGACGUGGCGUCUUGCUUCAAGAUGCCAAGUAGUCAAGGUUAGCCAUGGCACACAAACCAGCUUAGUUCACUAUCCAAUAGUAAAACAAAAAAUAAUUAGAAAGGACUGUGAUCCACCAGAUCAGAAAGGGAGCCCUGUAUGGUCUGAGAAUGAGAAGACACCUACCAUGAAAACGAGGCUGUGUGCCCUCAAACUUCCUGAAUCUUAUACCAAAAUUAUGAGCCCUGUACAGCCCCAAACAGUGGUCUAUGUUCUUUCUUGUCCAGAGAUUAAACAGUUUAGAAGCAAAGUUGAUGACAUUCCCAAAGUGAGAAGAAACCAGCACUGCACUGAUAGUAAAGACUCUGUAAGGUACAAAUACAAACAAAAUUCUAUUAGGUAUUAUGACCCAUUGACGAAUCGAGUUUUAAAAACUCCUCCCAAAAACAUGGCUGGGGAAAAGUCAAGGAAUCCUCCACACAUUCGGCAGCUUUUUAAAAGUCUCAGUGUUGAUGCAAACCAGAAGAAACAAGCUGAUUCAGAGUUUGAAUGCAUAAUGCCAAAGUCCUUCAAUUCAACAGAUUUCCACGGUUCAUCGGCAUCUUUCCUGCUCCACACAGUUAAAGAGAAUGAUAUGAAUUCAAGUCAUAAGACAGAUGGAUCUUCGGUUUCUACAGAGAGUUCUGAAUGCCUGGUAUGUAACAAUUCAGAGAAAUCGUAUAAAAAUGUAGUCCUCUCACCUUUGAACUCUCACCAAUCACAGCAGGAAGGUGACUUUCGAUUAACUCCUUUGAGGUCACGCAUGGCUGACGGUUUGGAAAGGGAUAAUCCAAAGAAAAAGUGGCGGAGGAAAAAAGGCAGUAGUCGAGAACCAGGGAUUUCCAAAAAAGCUUCAGGGUCAGCUUUUGUCAGAUGUAGUCCUAUUAGGAGAGGCAGUAAGAAACGUUCACCCAAGACUACAGCCCAGCAAAAGAGGGGGAGGAUCAGGAUUUCUUCUUGUACCUCAAAAUCCUCUGCCUCAUCCACAUGCAGGUAUCAAAGAAAGAAAAAUAGUGUAGGAAAGCACCUUAAGAAAGAAAAAUUGGAUGCUAAAAAACUAAAGGUGACAAGGAAGUCCAAGAGGACAUUUUUGAAUCCUGCCACCAUCAUGGGCAUUCCUGAAAAAAAGAGAGGCACUGCAAGGUCUUCUUCCAAAGUAAAGAAAUGGGAGGUACCACCUCCAAGUCCCAGGUUCAACCACCUGAAUCUCGGUGUCUGAGCCUCAGAAGAUCUGGUGACCCAAAGUUAGACUGCAGCUUCUCAUGCUCUGCCAGAGGCACUUCUGGAGGGUCUUCUUACUGAAUGGAGGAGUUUGCAGGGGACAUGGGGAGGUCUUGAAUGAAAGGAGGAUCUCAGGAGUUUUGGUGUGCUUUCAGAAUGUCUCCUUCAUAUUCUGGCCAUACAUUUUACAUGACUACUUUUCUUAAAAGGACUGUAAAGCCGCCAAAAACAUGUAUAUAAUAAAACUAUUUUAUCAAAGCGGGAUGAAAAUUAUGUGUUAAAUCUCAGGACUAAGGUUUUAAAAGGAAUCCUUGAGAUGUUAAUGUAAACCAUUUGUUUUGAAACACCUCACACCCGAAACCAUUGCCAUUGGUUUCAAGGCUCACCUUCACUGAAAUGGCUUGCCAGAUUAUGUUGUGUUGACAGUAAAUGCUUCUUUACAUUAUAUGUAGCUUAAUUUGGGGGGGGGGGAGUAUAUGGUGGCAGAUACCUAUCUGUACACAGAUCCUGUAGUGGGCUAUCAAAGUUUAUAUUUGCCUGUCCCAUCAAGGGGUAUGCAAGUAAAAUAAAGUAUCACAAAUCAUAGAAUUAAAUUUCAAAAAUAAAUGUUAUAAAUGGUAGAGCCGGGACGGCGAAAUUCUGGUGUUAGCAUAAUGUUUCCUUACUUAAGAGUCGACUCAGAUUUCCUCCCUGAACAGAAUAUGCCUAAAUCCAUUUAUUGGUCUCAACCAGAGUACGAGGGUAUAGUGAAAAAUUCUCACCCAGUCUAAGAAGGGAAUGACCUAGAACCAUGAACCUUACAUGCUAUUCUACAUAUUCAUCCCAAAGUUUGAUGCAUUUGGCAUGUCAUUUCUCAAGUUUCUUUAACCCUUAAAAAAGAUGUUUGGUUAUUCAAAUAUUGCUCUGCCGCUAUCACCUCUGAAUAAUUUGAAAACUUAAUUUCUUUCAAACUCUUUAAUGUAUGGAAACAUGACAUCAUCAGAUGGAGUGAGAUCUGGUAAGUAGAAUGGAUUGUGAAUGCAUUCAAAGCCCAGAUUCUUCAAAAGGUCCAUCAUCUUGCCAGCUCUGUGAGCAAGUGCCUUGUCUUGUAAAAAGAUGACACCUUUCUGCAGCUUCCCUCACUGUUUUUCCUUCAGCACCUCUUUUAAUCAUCACAGCAAAUCAGAGUGGUAUUCUGCAUUAACUGGCAGAUACUUUCUGAAGAUACUCAUCAAAAUAUCUUCCUUACACCCCAGAACUCCAGCUACGUCUUUUCCUGCUGACCUUUCAGUCUUGAAUUUCUUCAGCCAUGGAGAAAUCUGAGUGCUGCCACUACAAGAACUGCUGUUUGGCCUCUGGAUCAUAGUAAUGUAACCAUGCUUCAUCAACAAUGAUGAGUUUUUUCUCCCAACUAGAUCACACAAAAUACUCCAAAAUCAACUUGGAGGGGUCUUCUGAAUUCCAUUUCUGGUCAGCAUUCAAACAUUUUGGCUUCUGCAUGGUCAACCGUUCAUGAGUUAUAAACCCAUUGCAUUCUUGGGGUAUAUCUAGUGUCUCAGUGACUGUUUUAGCGGAUUGUGCAAAAAUCGGGCCAUAAACGCUCAGCAAUUUCAGGUGCUGACAUUGCUGAAGGCCUCCCAGACCUUGCUGCAUCUUUGAUCUCAAAAUUGCCAUGAUGAAAGUUGGCACAACGCAUCUUCAUGGUUGAGUAUGAUGGGCGCUUGCAUCAUACACUGGUAGAUUUUGUUUGGGGCUGUCUUCUGUAGAAACGGAAACUUCAUGAUGGUCUGGAGUUCAGCACUUGAAAAUUCCACUGUUUUUGAUGACUGGUUCUAUAUCAAUGAUCUGAAAAAAACCAGAAAUUAGAACUACAAUCCUUCAAAUUGGCAGUUUACAGUUCUAAAGUCUCAAACUACAGAAUUAUGCUCAAAUUUUGGAAAGUGGGUUGAGCCAAGAAUUUUUCAGCACCCCUUGUAAAUCCACUGGAUCAGGCGGAAUUUGCUGAGUCAAAACAUACGUCGUUGUGUGCCUUCAAAUCAUUUCUGACUUACUGCGACGUAUAGGUGAACCUAUCAUGGGCUUUUCUUGGAAUGUUUCUUCAGAUGGGGUUGCCAUUGCCAUCCUCUAAGGCUGAGAGAGUGUGACUUGUCACAGUCAUCCAAUGGUGUUUCAUAGGAGAGUGAGGAUUUGAACCCUAGUCCCCCAAUGUUGUAGUCCAACACUCAAAACAUUACACUGCUGGUUCCCCAUAUGCAAGUUCAAUUAAUUCAGUGGAUAUACUCUAAUCAGUAUGGGAUUUUGGCCAUAAUUCCUAUAGAUUUGGAUACUUCCCCAUCCACAAUUUUGUUAAAUAAGCACAAGAACCUGCUCCCUCAACCACCUGCAAAUAGAGUUCCUUUUUUCCCUCCCUUAAGAUAAUAAUAAUAAUAAAGCUUAUUUCUAUCCUGCUUUUCCAAUUUGAUCAAAGCGGCGUCCUGUUCUAAUCUUUCUUAACUUUAUUAUUUUUAACUCUUCAGUCCUCAGCCUGAUUUGCUCCUGGGUUUCUUCUAAGCAUAAUGGUAUCUGUUGUAUAAUACUGCUACCUAAGGCCACAUGUUCUUGGAGCUGCAAAGUACACUCAUAGCAGGUUUACUCUUUCUAUUUUGUGAGUGCUCAUAUGAAAAUAAAAGACCAUGCCCACCUGUGAGGUAACCAAAUUGUCACUGGAUAAUGUAUGCUUAAAUGGAUAGAUAGCCCCUGUGUUAAACAGAAGUGGGAGCCUGAAUUAUUCCACCUUUUAUGAAAAGGAACCAAGCCAUCUGAGCUCAAGCACACGAUUCAGAGUUGUUGCCACACUGAACCAUUUCAAUGCUAUGCCAAAGUAAAGAAAUCAUUUUGAGUAUAAAUUGAAAUGAAUGCAAUUGCUUGGGAUUUCAAUUUCACUUAAUUUGAUGGGAAUUGUGACUAAAUGUGUUUUGGUGUGCAAGUUCCUGUUGAUAAAGCUACUUACUUGAUUCUAGUUGCCCAUAUUUUAACAUGUGCUGAAUGGUGUCCACCUAAACUUUCCAGAGAUUGGCCUAUGACGUUACUGACUGCAGUCAUUGACUGCAGUCAGAGUACAAAGGUAAAAAUGCAUCAUAACUCACAAGAUUAAAAUCUCUGAUCCGGCAACCCUCUCCAUCGAAACAGAUCUUUGGAAUAAUUCCAGGUUCAGCCUCAGGGAAACUGACAAGAGAAUCUCAAACUGGUGUCAUGGAUCAUUUGAAAGUAACAAGUCAUCCGUGUGACUGAUGGGAUGGUGGCUGCAAGAACAUUUAAAUCUGGGUCUAAAAUUACCUAGCUGCACCACAGAUUGGCCUUAGUUAUUUACAAAUUUUAUUGAGAAAAAUAAAAUUAUGGAACACUUUCCGAUCUGAUUUAUCUUCCUUUUUCUGUGUUAACUGUAAUUGGACGUGUGAUGGUACGAUUAUUCUACCACAUCAUGACAACUAAUAAAUGAGUCUGUACAGACAGGCCAAAAUAAAGCUGCUUCGGGUCACUUUGGCGGUAUAUUGUUUAAAUGAUGCAUACGUCCUAAGAGUCUGAAAGCUGCACCAAACCCACGGUCCAUUCCUAAGGAAUGGAGCAUAGCUUUGACACAGUUUCUGGCCUCUAAGAUGUGUGUGUCAUUUAAACAGUAUACCUCCAAAGUGACCCAAAGCAGCUUGUACGGGCCCAAAUAGUAUCAUCUACAUGAUCUGUGGUUCCAAACCCCAAUAGAAGAUUUUAAUAACUGAAUGUUGAUUGGUAAAAAUUGACAGGAUUCGUUUCUUUAAAAAAACAAAUACCAAAUUUGUGGUAUAGGUAGAACUUUGCAUUUUACAUGAGAAGUUGAUUUGUUGUCAUGAUGUCUUAAAAUCAUCUUUAGUUUGCACUGAUAAAUAGUUUGUUUCUCCCUGACUUGUAAUAGUUUACAGUUAUUAAUUUGUUCAUUCUUUUCAUGUCUGGAAAAAAUACAUUUUCUUUGAAUAAAAAAAUUGAAAUGGGAA
Messenger RNA from Sceloporus undulatus (fence lizard), 7405 nucleotides. It is a transcript of the gene ZDBF2, whose product is annotated as zinc finger DBF-type containing 2. The record is from RefSeq and is a predicted model, not a curated record. Gene Ontology annotation, molecular function: zinc ion binding; nucleic acid binding. The transcript is spliced from 8 exons. Gene Ontology annotation, biological process: genomic imprinting; epigenetic programming of gene expression. Bases 340 to 3417 code for a protein of 1025 amino acids. Lineage: Eukaryota; Metazoa; Chordata; Lepidosauria; Squamata; Phrynosomatidae.